AUGUGCGAUGACGGCGAGAAGAUUCGCCGAGAUAAUGUGAAGCUAACCGCUGAAAACAAAGCACUAAAGCGCCAGAUUACCCUCCUUAAAGAAAACGAAGAGCUGCGUUGUCUCCUGUCCUCCAACACGGCACCAGCACUUGGACAGAAGCCAAACUGUUUGCCAACCUUUAGUCACUCCACCACAGCUUCAACUGUUCGAGGUGCCACAUUCUGCUGUUCACCAGAGCAGACCAGCCCCAGUGACUUCCAGGACAUCCGGCAGCCAAGUCCAACCCUGGAGAACCUUCUCACCCUUUCACUGUCCGAUGACUCCCAUGCAGUGAGCUACAACACUACUCUCGGCGGACCGCAGCCAGCUCAGGUCCCCAGUUACUGUCGCACCACUGAGCUGUUCGAAACCAAUAAUCCCAAUGUCUCAAGCAGCUCCCAUGAUGUGAACAGCCAACUUUCCGACUCUGAGGCCCGGCCCAUGAACAAGAAGAUCUGGUUUUCAGAAUCAACCACGUCUGACGAAUCUAAAAAGCUGUUCCUUGAGGAAGGAAACAAGACACGAGUGUUUUACGUGAAUGAGAUGGACUCCUUCUCAAACCUGGAGAAGAACAGUCGAGUCAUCGGGGAGAUAGCUUUCCAGCUGGAUCGGAGGAUCCUUGCACAUGUGUUCCCAGGGCUAACCAGGCUGUAUGGAUACACGGUAUCCAACAUUCCAUCAAAAAUCAAGCAGAAUUCCAUUAAUCCCAUCGAUGGAACAGUGGAUAAGCAGAAAUGGAAGGAAAUGACACAGUGUUACACGGCUUUAUUAGCGAAACUGGAAAAACUCAACUACAAAACAGACGUCCACACGGGCUUCAGUGAAUUCCUGGUCAACACCUAUGGAAUCCUCAAGCAGCGUCCCAAUGCCUACACCAACAUCACAUACAACCCUAUCAUCCUGCGCAAGCUGGUCAUUGACAUGGUGCCUGCCAAGUUCCUCCGGGACACCCUUGUCCUGCUCAAUUGUCUAUGUGAGCUGUCCCGCAAUGACAAGAAACCUCUGUUUCCAUGGUGA
Pristis pectinata (smalltooth sawfish) is the source of this 1047-nucleotide messenger RNA. Its product is annotated as speriolin-like protein. The transcript has 4 exons. Lineage: Eukaryota; Metazoa; Chordata; Chondrichthyes; Rhinopristiformes; Pristidae. The record is from RefSeq and is a predicted model, not a curated record. The coding region runs from base 1 to 1047 and encodes 348 amino acids.